CUGCAGGAAACAUGGUGCUGUAGUGAAGCUCUGACUCCUGGCUUCUGUUUUCUUUCUGUCUUUCUCCAAGCCAAGCAGUAAGAGGACAUGUCUGAAGCUCUUGUCUCUCGGUCCAGCAGCUGUGGAAGGGCGAAAGGAGCUGAGGAGGUUCUGGCGGAGAUCCGCUCUGACCUUCUGGAGUGUAAGGUAUGCUUUGAGAGGUUCUCCUCAGAGCAGACCGGAAGGAGGCCCAGGAAUCUGCCCUGCGGUCAUGUGAUCUGUCUGGGAUGUGUCUGUGCCCUGGCACAUGCUGUCUUGCGCCAGCUGGAGUGUCCUUUCUGUAGGCGGAGGUGCGAUGUUGGUGGUACCUAUGACUGCCAGGCCCUGCUUGACCUUCAGGACCUCCUUGGUUCGGCAGAACGUCCAAAUACGCUUGGUUCAGACUCUUCUUGGUCAAAUCUUUCACACCUUGAAAGGGGGGUCCAGUCCUGGGUGGAAGGACUGGGUUCGGGCCUCAUGCGUCUUCAAACUGCCUUUGGAGGUUGGGGUGAACUCAUUAACCCAACCGGUGUAGCUGUACUGGGAUCUGCGGCAGUGGUGGUGGUCCAUGGAGGUCACAAGAAGGUUACCAUUUUCAACUCUCAGGGUCACUAUCUGCACAGUUUUGGCUAUUAUGGUCAUGGCCGGUCUGAACUCUGCCACCCUCUUGAUGUUGCAGUAACUCCCAUUGGCCAUAUUGUGGUGACUGAUGCAGGUGACCAUUCGGUUAAGGUCUUCUCCUCCAGAGGAACUCCUCUGGCCGACUUUGGGCCUUUUGAGCUGCCAUGGGGUGUUGAUGUGGACAAAUAUGGGCGCUUUCUGGUGACCGACGCUCAAGCAGGGCUACUUUGGCAGGUAGUAAUGGACCAUAGGUGCAACGUAGUGGUGGCUAAGGUGGUGGUCUUGAAGGACCUUCAGUGCCCAAGAGCUGUGGCUUCUUGUAGAGUUUCUGGACGUGUUGCAGUGCUGGAGGCCCAAAGACGGCACAGUGGAGAGUCCAUACCAACACGGCUGAAGCUGUUCAGCGAAGACUUUGUCCUCCUAACGCAGGUGGACCGUUUGAGCCUGAACCUCCUGAACCCGAUGCAGUUAGACAUCUCCUACGCUACCUUUGACAGAAAAGGGGAUCUGAUUGUGGCUGAUGCCCAACAAGGCCUCGUGUGGAGUUUGAGUGACCUGCAGGAAACACCCACUCUGUCUCCACUGGUGAAGGCCGGACUAGAGCGUCCAGUAGGGCUGGUGGCAACAGAGCAAAACUCUCUGAUUGUCUUGGACAGCGGAGACCACACUGUGAAGAUAUACUCAGCCAGUGCAGACGACUUAUACGGUCCUACAAGAAGCAAAUCAAUCUGAAAUAUCUUCAGUUUUCUGUUCCACCUUAAAUGAUACAGCAUUCAGCUGUUGCACUUUUAAGAUGGAAUAGAAAAUUCAAAUAAAAAGCUGUUAAAUAAGAAGCCAAUUAUAGAAUCAUCUUUUUAUUAUUCUUGAUUGUAACAUGACGUACACUGUUGGGAUAGGACUUCUAUAAUUUCUUUAUUAAAACGUAUUAAUGCUUCUACAAUAGCCUUCUUUUAAUUUAAGGAAAAUAUGUUUUUUUCUGAUGUGAUAUAUGACUUUUUUAUCCCUUAUGAAAAAGAGUUGUAGUAAUACUACAGGACUAAAGUACUCCUAUAAGAAUCUUAUAGUAAGUUCAACAGUAACUGUAGUUACUCCUGGAUACUUAACGAGUAUUACAGAUUACUAGGGGAGAAAACAAGAAAUCCAGAAUAAUGAACUGAGCUGUGGAGAUGGUUCUAAGCCUAAGAAAGCUUUAGAACGUCCAGAAUGAAGAUCUAUUGAAAUUAACAUCCAGAAUGAAGUUCUAUCCAGAAUCCCUCAUAUUUAAAAUGUGGUGAUCAAGUCUUGAGGCUGAUAUGAAAUUACUAUGAAUAGAUAAUUACAGUAUAUUAAUUAUUAUAUAACAUCUUGAAUAUUUAAGAAAAAAUAUUAAAAUGCAUUGUGGUGUUUAGUUUAUGGUAUUUGAACCUACUCUGUAAGUUAUUAUAUAUGUUAUGUAUG
This is a messenger RNA of Colossoma macropomum (tambaqui), 2076 nucleotides long. Its product is annotated as E3 ubiquitin-protein ligase NHLRC1-like. The transcript has a single exon. Lineage: Eukaryota; Metazoa; Chordata; Actinopteri; Characiformes; Serrasalmidae. Gene Ontology annotation, biological process: protein polyubiquitination; proteasome-mediated ubiquitin-dependent protein catabolic process; negative regulation of translation. Gene Ontology annotation, molecular function: translation repressor activity; protein binding; ubiquitin protein ligase activity. The coding region runs from base 88 to 1371 and encodes 427 amino acids. The record is from RefSeq and is a predicted model, not a curated record.